AUGAAAAGCAUACCCAAAGUUCGAACAACAACGGCCGUAGGUGACAAGAAGCACCAGGGGCGAUCCUCAAAUAUCUCGAGGCGGCUAGAGACGACAUGGUACAUUGAAGCAUUCUGUCUAACAUGUAGCGCUGUCUGCGCAGUCCUCAUCGUCGCCCUUCUCGCUGCCCAUAACCACCACCGCACUGACAGUUGGCAUUACUACAUCUCUAUCAACACAGUUGCUUCGGCGCUCGGAACUGUCUUCAAGUCAACCCUCCUCAUGGCAGUUUCUGCUGCUCUUGCUCAGGGAAAGUGGACAUGGUUUCGAAAGAGAUCCGGCACCCUGAGCACAUUCGAAUCCAUCAACGCUGGGAGCCACGACACAGUUGAAAGUUUCAGACUCCUAUGGCGCAUGAAGGGACAACAUCUGGUUUCUGCAGGAGCACUUGUCGUAGCUCUCGGGUUCAUAGUUGAGCCUUUCCUCCAAGCAGUCAUCUCCGACUACGGACGACUCGUCGACAUUGACCCAUCCAAUACCGGCGGCCCUAGCGCUACUAUCAGCAGCUCGAGACGGUUCGACGGUGGUACCCAAUGCAUCUCCACUUACAAGACCAGAUAUCCUAAGAUUGACACCACGCCUGAUUUUGCCAUUAGUGCUUCACUUUAUGACGGACUGAACGCAGCAGGAAGCCAUGGGUACCAGAACGUGUCCUUCACUUGUAUAUUUGGUAACUGCACGUGGCCUGAAUAUGUAUCGAUAGCUGUACGGAGUACUUGCUUUGAUAUCUCUAAUCACUUGAAGAGGACAGAUCCAGAAAACACAGGCCAAACAAAGACAACUACACCUGGAAAACCAUCUCGAGCGACGAUGUGGACGGAUUGGACGCUGGAACAUCUCGACUUAACUUUGACAAAUACGAACGAACAAUGGCGCAACGCAAACACUUUUGCUGUCCUCCAAGCAGCAGUAGUGGCCGAUGCAAAUCUCACAAUCAACUUCAAGGACUCACAGACACUGCUGGCUGCGUUUACGAUCAUUCGGGCCGACGAUGGCCACACUCCAGGUAGUGUAGACUGGGAUGCUGCAGCUGCGUCCGCCACGGAGUGUGGACUCGAGUUAGUCCUCAACGUCUACAACUCUUCUGUCGUCAACAACACUCUAUUCGAGCAAGUAGUGGCAAGUGUUUCGAAGAAAUUACCCGAAUCGUGGCUACCUUCGUCAAGUGUAAAUCAGACGAUGUACCAUCCCUAUGGACUUAAAGCUGAUCCUGGUACCAAUGAUUCGAAUCCAAUCCAUCAUGACACAUUCUUACUUCGCGACGAUUACGCUUUGGAUCCUGCUGGAUUAAAAAGAGGCGAUGUAGGCAGUUUCAAUAUCACGCAAAAGACUCUGCUUAGUACAGUCGACUUUUUGACGUCGUUGAUCAAACAAGACAACGAUAAUGCAACAGUCAAAGCCGUCCAGGACAAUCAGACUACACUCUAUACCUACGGUAGCCCAAUUCUCCAACCACUUUUCGACCAGACAAACACAACUGCGACAUUCGAUGCCGUAGCGAAAAGCAUGAGCAACGCGAUACGCAACCUGGGUACAGAACCUGUUUCGGGCACAGCAAAGCAAUGGGUCAGAUUCUAUCAAGUCAGAUGGGCUUUCUUGACUCUACCUUUGUCUUUGAUCACAAGUAAGUCAUAA
Aureobasidium namibiae CBS 147.97 is the source of this 1674-nucleotide messenger RNA. RefSeq lists its product as uncharacterized. The record is from RefSeq and is a predicted model, not a curated record. The transcript has 3 exons. The coding region runs from base 1 to 1674 and encodes 557 amino acids. Lineage: Eukaryota; Fungi; Ascomycota; Dothideomycetes; Dothideales; Saccotheciaceae.